This is a messenger RNA of Cryptomeria japonica (Japanese cedar), 1298 nucleotides long. Its product is annotated as RNA-binding protein 1. The transcript has 8 exons. Gene Ontology annotation, molecular function: mRNA binding. NCBI's taxonomy places the organism in Eukaryota, Viridiplantae, Streptophyta, Pinopsida, Cupressales, Cupressaceae. Bases 181 to 984 code for a protein of 267 amino acids. The record is from RefSeq and is a predicted model, not a curated record.
UCAGUUUGACCAGGGUUAAGCAACGAGGGUUAGCCUAGCUUAAAUAAUCGUGGCAGACACUAAAUUAGCUAUCAUAUUCGUUUUACGAAGUUGGGGAAGAAUCAAGAAGCGAGAUUUAGGGUUUUGGACGCCGACAGAAUCUCAUUUUAGAUCUCGGGGUUUAUUAAGUAGGGAAAAAGAAUGGCGGAAGCGUACUGGAGCAGAUAUGCAGGAGCUGAGAGGGACGGCCGUUCUGCGGCUCUCGCUUCCGCUGCUAAGCGUCCUCGCCCGGAAUACGAAAUGCUCGCAGCUGGAGGUCGGGAUGUUCCUGGGUAUCUUCCUCGAGAUGAUCCUCGCCUUGACGAGAGGUCUCGCCGUUUGUUGAGGGAGACAGAUCCACUCGGGCCUGCUUAUGACAGAUAUGCGCGAAAUGGGCUUCCUUCGUAUGGAUCAAGUGGCCUGAGCGCAGGUGACGUUGGUGGAUUGAGUGGAAUGGGGAUGGGUAGGACAGUCGGUGGCGGUAUGCCUACUUCCUACUCGGAUGAACAACUUCUCAUGUCACGCAGGAUGGGUGUUGGAAGUGGGGAUGCAGGCCUUCCGGGGAAGUCACCUGGGAUGGGCUUUAAGGAUAGCCAGGUUAUGAGGGAACCAAUGAGGCGGCCUGAAGACCACCUCCCACCUGAUGCGUCAAAUACCCUUUUUGUUGAGGGUUUGCCAACUACUUGUACUCGAAGAGAGGCAGCUCAUAUUUUUCGCCCUUUUGUUGGUUUCAAGGAAGUCAGACUUGUAAACAAGGAACCUAGACAUCCUGGAGGGGAGCCUCUUGUUUUAUGUUUCGUGGACUUCAUUAGUGCCAGUUGUGCUGCAACUGCCCUUGAAGCCUUGCAAGGUUAUAAGUUUGAUGAAAAUGAGCGGGAUUCACCUUCUCUAAGGUUGCAAUUUGCAAGGUUCCCUGGUCCUAGGGGUGGGGGUGGCCGCGAUCGUGAUGACUAUCGCCGACGUUGAUUUAUCUAUAUCUAUUGCAGAACGGUGCGCUGGUUGAGGGAGAGCAGUUUUGAUGAAGGAACCACUAGAUUUGGUCUUUGUUUAGCAUCUGAUAAUUACCAACUGUUAUUCUAUAGGUUGAGAGAAUUGGCAUUUUAUCGGCCAUUUCUAUUGUUGUAUUGAAUCUAAAUCAAAUGGAAUAUUUGGUUUGUUUUGGUAGAGUGUUUUCUGUUAGGGCACAUAAAAUUUGAAGGAAGAUUUUUCAGAGUUUUUAGACCUAUAGCUUAUUUACAUUGCAAACUCAAAUUGGUAAAUUCGCAGAGAACUCUUUUCUA